Messenger RNA from Colletotrichum siamense, 747 nucleotides. RefSeq lists its product as uncharacterized. The coding region runs from base 1 to 747 and encodes 248 amino acids. The transcript is spliced from 7 exons. Lineage: Eukaryota; Fungi; Ascomycota; Sordariomycetes; Glomerellales; Glomerellaceae. The record is from RefSeq and is a predicted model, not a curated record.
AUGUCUAGUCAAGUGGGGGCGGCCCCCCCGCCGGAAGGCGUAGUGCCCAACUUUGAAAACCCAACGGAUGUCUUGCACACCAUCAAUCUCGUUUCACAGAUCCUGUCUAUCGUAUCUGUCAGCAUUUUCAUGAUGAUCCGCUGCUAUGUGAAAUGGGCUAUGACGCCGCCUUUUCACAUCGAUGACUGGAUGGCCCUUGUGGCGUGGGUCCUGUCUAUUGCCUACAGUACCACAGCUCUCGUGAUGCAACACUAUGGUGGAGGCUAUCACGUUUACGAAAUCUCUAAGGAGAGUCUUGUUGGGUUCAAGAAGCUCACCCUACUUCUCAUCGUGAUCAGGGUCUUCGGAACCUACAAAAAGACUGUAAUAGCCACCUACGCCGUCAUCAUAUUCAUGGUCGGGUACUAUGCGCCUGUUCUUGUCAUAAAGACACUGAUCUGCCGACCCAUCGCCGGCUUCUGGGAUCCGGACUUACCGGCGGACUGCUUCAACCAGCGUGCCGUAUUUGUCGCCGACACAGCCGUCAGCGCCGUAACCGACCUCGCAGUUUUGACUAUCCCGAUACCCGUAGCCGUGACACUCAGAAUGUCCUGGUCGAAGAGGCUCAAGGUGCUCGCCAUGCUUAGCGCGGGAGGGAUAGCCACAGCCGCGAGCAUUGUUCGCAUGAUUCUCGUGGUACAGCUGCAGAAGUCGAACGAUGAGCCGGUAGAUUUCAUCCGUUUCAACCUUCUUGGAACGGCCGAAUGA